This is a messenger RNA of Epithele typhae, 405 nucleotides long. RefSeq lists its product as uncharacterized. The transcript is spliced from 5 exons. Bases 1 to 405 code for a protein of 134 amino acids. NCBI's taxonomy places the organism in Eukaryota, Fungi, Basidiomycota, Agaricomycetes, Polyporales, Epitheliaceae. The record is from RefSeq and is a predicted model, not a curated record.
AUGCGCAAACCCGACCCUGCCUGGCCCUCGUUCGUGACGAUGUCCCAAAAGCUCCAGACGGACACGCUCCGGCUCCCCAGCUACCGCGAGAGCAUCAUCCUGCGCUUCCACCCCUACCCUCAGACCCAGCGGAAGAUGGCGGACGCGCCGAAGGUGGACCCGUUGAUGCAAACGGUCGACUAUCGCUACACCUCGGACGCCGUCGCGCAGAGGGGUAAGGCGGGGGCUUCAGACUCGCAGGUUGAGGAGCCCACCGAUAAGGCGAUUCUCGACCUCGGGCACGCAGUGAACGAGGUGGAGGAGGCCGGUCGUGCUCGGAGGAGGCGGAGUUUGUCGACGCUGAUCAUCGAUCUUGCUCUGGCGUUCUCACCUGCGUUUGUCGUUGAGGAGCAGGGUCCGAUCUAG